This is a messenger RNA of Plasmodium malariae, 3894 nucleotides long. RefSeq names its product splicing factor 3B subunit 3, putative (gene SF3B3). The coding region runs from base 1 to 3894 and encodes 1297 amino acids. NCBI's taxonomy places the organism in Eukaryota, Apicomplexa, Aconoidasida, Haemosporida, Plasmodiidae. Gene Ontology annotation, cellular component: U2 snRNP; nucleus. Gene Ontology annotation, biological process: mRNA splicing, via spliceosome. Gene Ontology annotation, molecular function: protein binding; U2 snRNA binding. The record is from RefSeq and is a predicted model, not a curated record. The transcript is spliced from 5 exons.
AUGCCCGUGUUGUAUCAUCUAACAUUACAAAAACCAACUGCCAUUACAAGAACGGUGUAUGGGAAUUUUUCUAAUCCUAGAGCGCACGAAAUAAUAGUUGCUAAGGGUCAGGUGUUGGAAUUACUAAGAGCAGAUAAACAAGGAAAAUUAAAUUUGAUCGUUUCGAAGGAUAUAUUUGGUAUAAUAAGAUGCUUGCAAACAUUUCGGUUAACUGGAAGUAAUAAGGAUUAUAUAGUUAUAGGUAGCGAUUCAGGUAGAUUAGUUAUAUUAGAAUACAGUAAUGAUAAAAAUGAUUUUAUAAGAGUACACUGUGAAACAUAUGGUAAAAGUGGAAUACGAAGGAUAAUACCAGGGGAAUAUAUUGCAGUAGAUCCUAAGGGAAGAGCAUUAAUGAUAUGUGCUAUAGAAAGACAGAAAUAUGUAUAUAUUUUAAAUAGAGAUAAUAAAGAAAAUUUAACUAUUAGUAGUCCAUUAGAAGCACAUAAAACUCAUUCUAUAUGCCACGAUGUAGUGGGUGUAAAUGUAGGUUUUGAAAACCCAAUGUUUGCAUCUAUUGAACAGAAUUAUGAACACUUAGAUAAACAAUUAUCAAGUAGUCCUAACGAUUUAGAAUAUCCUAAAAAAGGAUUAUGUUUUUGGGAAAUGGAUUUAGGGUUAAAUCAUGUAAUCAAAAAAUUUACCUUGCCUAUUCAUAUUUCUGCACAUUUACUUAUUCCAAUACCUGGUGGACAACAAGGACCUAGUGGUAUUAUAGUAUGUUGUGAAAAUUAUUUGGUUUAUAAAAAGUUAGAUCAUGAAGAUGUAUUCUGUUCAUAUCCAAGAAGACUUGAAAUAAGUCAAGAUAAAAAUAUUUCAAUAGUUUGUUGGACUAUGCAUAGAAUAAAAAAAUUUUUUUUUAUCCUUGCCCAGUCAGAAUAUGGAGAUUUAUAUAAAAUUGAAAUGGAUCAUGAAGAUGGUAUUGUAAAACAAAUAAUAUGUAAAUAUUUUGAUACAGUUCCUAUUGCCAAUUCGAUAUGUGUAUUAAAAUCUGGUUCACUUUUUGUAGCAGCAGAAUUUGGAAAUCAUUUUUUUUAUCAAUUUUCUGGAAUAGGAGAUGAUAACAAUGAAGCUAUGUGUACAUCUAAUCAUCCCAUGGGCAAAAAUGCAAUCAUAGCUUUUAAAACGCAGAAGUUGAAAAAUUUAUUUUUAGUAGAUCAAAUAUAUUCCCUCUCUCCAAUAUUAGAUAUGAAAAUAUUAGAUGCAAAAAAUUCGAAUUCUUCACAAAUAUAUACUUUAUGUGGUAGGGGUCCUAGAUCCUCGCUCCGUAUUCUUCAACAUGGAUUAAGUAUAGAAGAGCUAGCGGAUAAUGAAUUACCAGGUAAACCCAAAUACAUAUGGACAGUUAAGAAAGACAAUGCAAGUGAAUAUGAUGGAUAUAUAGUAGUAAGUUUUGAAGGGAAUACAUUAAUACUAGAAAUAGGAGAAACAGUAGAAGAGGUAUACGAUAGUUUACUCUUAACAAAUGUUACAACGUUACAUAUAAAUAUUUUAUAUGACAACUCGUUUAUUCAAGUGUACGAUACUGGGAUUAGACAUAUUAGAGGAAAGGUAGUACAAGAAUGGGUAUCUCCAAAAAAUAAACAGAUAAAAGCAGCUUCAUCAAAUAAUGCACAAAUUGUUAUAUCCCUUAGUGGGGGUGAACUCAUUUAUUUUGAAAUAGAUCAAUCACAUACCUUAACGGAAAUUUUUAGGAAAAAUUUAAAUGUGGAAGUUUUAUGUUUGUCUAUGCAACAAACUUCUGAGAAUAGACUAAGAGCGAAUUUCUUAGCUGUUGGUUGUUUAGACAAUGUUGUAAGAGUCUUAUCUAUUGAAAAAGAUAAAUAUUUUAAACAACUGUCGACUUAUAUCUUACCGAAUAACUCUUCACCACAAGAUAUAUGCAUUUCUGAAAUGAAAGAAUUAGGUAAUGACAAAGAAAGGAAUGUAUUGUUUCUAAAUAUUGGAUUGAACACAGGGGUAUUGUUAAGAAGUAUUGUUGAUCCUAUUGCAGGCACAUUGAGUAAUCAUUACUCUAAAUAUUUAGGAGCAAAAAGUGUAAAAAUUUGUCAUGUUAAUGUAAAUAAAAAUCCUGCUCUCUUAGUUCUCUGUGAAAAAACAUAUCUAUGCUAUGUACAUCAAGGAAAAUAUGUAUACACUCCUUUAAAUUAUGAUAUGUUAGAAUAUGCUUCUUCUUUUUAUUCUGAACAAUGUUCAGAUGGAUAUGUAGCUAUAUCUGGAAAUAGCUUACGAAUCUUUAGAUUUUACAGAUUAGGUGAAGUGUUCAGUCAAAAUAUUUUACAUCUUACCUUUACUCCGAGGAAGAUUGUACCCUUGCCUUUCCCCUCUUUGUUUUAUGACCAUGAUACGUCCAUCGAAAUAGAAACAAAGAGGGAUAUACGAAUGCUAGCAGUCAUCGAGGCAGAUCAUAAUUCCUAUGAUGAAAACACACAAAAGGAAAUUCAAAGAGCGUUAAAAGAUAUCAAGCUAGAUGUGGACGAUUCGAACAACAAUAGUGGAGAACCGAAUGUAUUGUCCGAUUCACAUUCAAGUAUGGAAAAAAAAGGAGAAGUUGAAGGAGAAGAAGAAGUAGAAGGAGAGGUAGAAGUAGAAGGAGAGAUAGAAGUAGAAGUAGUGGAUGGUAAAAAAAAAAAAAAAAAAAAUUCCAUAAAUGAGGGUGCUUCGGAGCAAUGUGGUGAGAACAGUGAUAAAGAGGAGGAUGAUGACGAAGAGGAACUAUUGUAUGACCGCAUUGGUACGUUGAAAGCGGGGUACGGAAAAUGGGGAUCAUGCAUCAAAAUUGUGAACCCGAUAAAUUUAGAAAUUGUAGAUAAAAUAGCUCUAGAAAUGGAGGAGGCAGCACUGAGUGUAUGUGCAUGUGAGUUAGAAGCAUUACAUUGUUUAAUAGUAGGUACAACAUCUAAUAUGUCUUUAAAAAAUAGAACUGUGCAAGCAGCUUCUUUACGUGUAUAUACUUAUGAUAUAAACUAUAAACUAAAUUUAUUACAUAUAACACCGAUAGAAGAUCAACCUUUUUCCUUUUGCCCAUUCAAUGGAAGACUUAUAGCUUCUGUUGGAAAUAAAUUAAGAAUUUAUGCAUUAGGGAAAAAAAAAUUACUAAAAAAAUGUGAAUACAAAGAUAUACCAGAAGCCAUUGUAUCUAUCAAGGUUUCUGGGGAUCGUAUAUUUGCAUCUGACAUAAGGGAUUCUGUCUUAAUUUUUUUUUAUGAUUCUAAUCAAAACACAUUAAGAUUAAUUUCGGACGAUAUUAUCCCCAGGUGGAUUACCUGCUCUGAAAUUCUUGAUCAUCACACUAUCAUGGCUGCGGACAAGUUCGAUUCUGUAUUUAUCCUGCGGGUGCCCGAGGAAGCAAAGCAAGAAGAAUAUGGCAUAUCGAACAAGUGCUGGUAUGGUGGGGAGAUCAUGAAUGGUUCAAACAAGAAUAGAAGGCUGGAGCAUAUUAUGAGUUUCCAUAUCGGAGAGAUAGUAACUUCUUUGCAAAAGGUCAGGAUGUCACCUACCAGUAGUGAAUGCAUAAUAUACUCGACCAUUAUGGGAACUAUCGGGGCUUUCAUUCCGUAUGAUAAUAAAGAAGAGCUGGAAUUAACACAACACCUAGAAAUAAUUUUAAGGACCGAGAUGCCUCCACUUUGUGGUAGGGAGCACAUAUUUUUUCGCUCGUAUUACCACCCUGUCCAGCUUAACAAACUAGUGUGUGUAUAUUAUGUCAAACUUUCUCAGCACGUUGUCGACGGGGAUUUAUGUGAGCAGUUUUCAAGUUUAUCAUAUGAUGUUCAGAAAAAAGUUGCUGCAGAUUUAGAGAGGACACCAGACGAUAUUUUAAGGAAAUUGGAAGAUAUCAGAAAUAAAAUACUUUAG